AUGGCGAAGCGUAAGUCGUCGAUGAGCUCCAAGAUGGCUCAGCGGAAGAAGCCGGUGCCCAAGCUGGACACCACCUUCUGUUGCCCCUUCUGCGACCACCCCGACAGCGUGGCCUGCACCAUCGGCCUCAAGCUCUUGGUCGCCACCGCCGUCUACUACGUCUAUGAGGAGGCCUACCACACCACGGCGCACCACCUCACUGAGCCAGUCGACGUCUACCACGACUGGAUUGAUGUCUGCGAGAAGGCCAACCAAGGCGUCCAACUCCAAGCCCCAGACUACCAAAAACGAGACACCUAUUCAACUACUAGUGUUUUCCCUUUCCUUCACUAG
Aegilops tauschii subsp. strangulata is the source of this 333-nucleotide messenger RNA. RefSeq names its product transcription elongation factor 1 homolog. Gene Ontology annotation, cellular component: transcription elongation factor complex. The record is from RefSeq and is a predicted model, not a curated record. Gene Ontology annotation, molecular function: RNA polymerase II complex binding. Gene Ontology annotation, biological process: transcription elongation by RNA polymerase II. NCBI's taxonomy places the organism in Eukaryota, Viridiplantae, Streptophyta, Magnoliopsida, Poales, Poaceae.